GAAUAAUUAAUUAUCUAUCUGUCCCUCUUUAUUUUCUCCUCAAACCAAACAUGAAAAGCCUCCAUUAUUUUCUCCCUCUUCUCAUUCUCUUCAUCACCAUCACCCUCACCACGGCAUCUCCACCCUCCUCCUCCUCCUCCUCAUCAUCAUCAUCACCAGCCCCCAUGAAAAACCUAAGCAACGACACAAUCUACAGGAUCUCCAAACAGCUAUGCUGGAACUGCCUAGGAGAGGCCCUGCAGUUCCUGUUCCGACACAACCUAGUCAGGGCAUCCAAGUGGGAGCCCCCACUCGCGUGGGACCCGCAGCUGGAGGCCUACGCCACGUGGUGGGCGGCCCAGAGAAAGGCAGACUGCCGCCCCAUGCACUCCUUCCCAGAAGGGGAUUUCAAGCUGGGAGAGAACAUAUAUUGGGGGAGUGGCUCCACUUGGACCCCUGGCGAUGCAGUCAAGGCCUGGGCUGAUGAACAGAAGUAUUAUAACUAUGAUGCAAAUAGCUGUGCUGAAGGGCAGGUUUGUGGGCAUUACACUCAGAUUGUGUGGAGAAAGAGUGUGAGAGUUGGGUGUGCUAGGGUUGUUUGUGAUGAUGGUGAUGUUUUCAUGACAUGUAAUUACUACCCACCUGGGAAUUAUAUUGGUGAGAAGCCAUAUUAGUGUUAUAUAUAUAUUUAUCUCACAUAUAUAUGUACAUGUGAAUCAUAUUCCUUACAUUUCUGUAUAUCAUAAAUGAUGGUAUAAAAUA
Ipomoea nil (Japanese morning glory) is the source of this 741-nucleotide messenger RNA. Its product is annotated as pathogenesis-related protein 1C-like. The transcript has a single exon. NCBI's taxonomy places the organism in Eukaryota, Viridiplantae, Streptophyta, Magnoliopsida, Solanales, Convolvulaceae. The coding region runs from base 51 to 653 and encodes 200 amino acids. The record is from RefSeq and is a predicted model, not a curated record. Gene Ontology annotation, cellular component: extracellular region.